Molecule: messenger RNA, 3698 nt
Organism: Aethalodelphis obliquidens (Pacific white-sided dolphin)
Lineage: Eukaryota; Metazoa; Chordata; Mammalia; Artiodactyla; Delphinidae
Gene: TRAK2
Product: trafficking kinesin protein 2
Exons: 17
Coding region: 583-3324 (913 amino acids)
Biological process (GO): neurogenesis; anterograde axonal transport of mitochondrion; vesicle transport along microtubule
Cellular component (GO): dendrite; mitochondrion; cytoplasmic vesicle
Molecular function (GO): GABA receptor binding; myosin binding
Source: RefSeq, a predicted model, not a curated record
CUGGGAGAAUGGGUUUCCUCCUCUCUUCCCCAAAUGUGUGGGGGCUGUCAUUGACCUGGAGUAGCUGCAAAACCGAAGUCGCCGAAUGAUGAUGUUGUGAAAUCGCCAGUCCGUUCCUGCCACGCCCGGGCGGUUACUGGCAGCGGCGGCCGCUUCUGCUGCUCCUCUCAGGCUGCUGCUGUUUUAGAGGCUUCUCCCUGUGCAAGCGCGUGCGAAGGACGGAGGACGCCGGACCAGUCCUCAGCUCAGAACAAGUAACAGAUUGAUUGAUUCCUGAAUUUCAUUGGCAAACCAAAAUCAUCCACUACAUGUCAAUUCUCCCUCAAAAGAUAACCUUAUCUUGAAGUCCUGGAGUUGACUGUGACAACUGAUUCGGAAAACAGUCAUGACCAUCCAAGGAGUGAUAAUCACAUGAGAGCACUCAUUGCUCCAGAUGUCAUUUGACCAUCAAAAAAAAAAAUCUGUUUAAAAGAAAAUAUCCAUUUGACCAGAACCUUUCUUUAUUGAAUGGCUUGAUGGAUUUCCUUUACUCUGAUUCAAACCAAAACUGUCCUGCUCAACCAAAACAAGAAAGGACCUUGCAUGAGUCAAUCCCAGAAUGCCACUUCUAUAUCACCGAUGGGUGAAGAAAACCUCAUGAAUAUCAAUCACAGAGACUCAGAGAGCAUCACUGAUGUGUGCUCCAAUGAAGAUAUCCCUGAAGUUGAGCUGGUGAGCCUGCUAGAAGAACAGCUACCCCAGUAUAAGCUAAGAGUGGACUCUCUCUUUCUAUAUGAAAAUCAAGACUGGACUCAGUCCCCACGCCAGCAGCGACAUGGAUCUGAUGCCCUCUCUCCAGUCCUUGCUGAAGAGACUUUCCGUUAUAUGAUUCUAGGCACAGACAGGGUGGAGCAGAUGACCAAAACUUACAAUGACAUCGACAUGGUUACACAUCUCCUGGCAGAGAGGGAUCGUGAUCUGGAGCUAGCUGCUCGAAUUGGACAAGCUCUCUUAAAGCGGAACCAUGCCUUGUCUGAGCACAAUGAAGCCCUCGAGGAGCAACUGGGACAAGCCUUUGAUCAAGUUAAUCAACUGCAGCAUGAGCUGUCCAAGAAAGAUGAGUUACUUCGAGUUGUCUCCAUUGCUUCUGAAGAGAGUGAAACUGAUUCCAGCUGCUCUACACCUCUUCGCUUCAAUGAGUCCUUUAGCUUAUCUCAAGGUUUGCUGCAGUUGGACAUGCUGCAAGAAAAGCUCAAGGAACUGGAAGAAGAGAAUAUGGUUCUUCGAUCCAAGGCUUGUCACAUAAAGACAGAAACGAUUACCUAUGAAGAGAAGGAACAACAGCUUGUCAGUGAUUGUGUUAAAGAACUUCGUGAAACAAAUGCUCAGAUGUCCAGAAUGACUGAAGAAUUGUCUGGGAAGAGUGAUGAACUGAUUCGUUACCAAGAAGAGAUUUCCUCUCUCUUGUCUCAGAUUGUAGAUCUUCAGCACAAACUUAAAGAACAUGUGAUUGAGAAGGAAGAGCUGAGACUUCACCUCCAAGCUUCCAAAGAUGCCCAAAGACAACUGACGAUGGAGCUGCAUGAGUUACAAGACAGGAAUAUGGAGUGUCUGGGAAUGUUACAUGAAUCGCAAGAAGAAAUAAAGGAACUUCGGAAUAGAUCUGGCCCUGCUGCUCAUCUCUACUUCGCCCAGCCAUAUGGAGUUUUUUCUGGGGAAUCUCUGGCGGCUGAGAUUGAGGGGACCAUGCGUAAGAAGUUGAGUUUGGAUGAGGAAUCUUCUCUCUUUAAACAAAAAGCCCAACAAAAACGGGUAUUUGAUACUGUCAAGGUUGCCAAUGACACACGGGGCUGCUCUGUCCCAUUCCCAGCUCUGCUACCCAUUCCAGGCUCCAACCGUUCAAGUGUCAUCAUGACAGCAAAACCUUUUGAAUCUGGUUUACAACAAACAGAGGACAAAACAAUCCAGAAGAGUAACUUGGAGGAAGAUCCAGGGAACGUCCAGAACGUCUGUCAACCAGGACACUCUGAAGAGAGCGAUUUGGCUACAGCCCUGCAUCGCCUGAGUCUGCGGCGACAGAACUACUUAAGUGAGAAGCAGUUCUUUGCUGAAGAAUGGCAACGGAAGAUCCAGGUUCUGGCUGGCCAGAAAGAAGGGGGAAGUGACUGUGGCAUUCCCACAGAGAGCCUUGCCUCCCUCUGCACCGACCAGUCGGAGAUCACAGACCUGAGCAGUGCCAGUUGCCUUCGAGGUUUUAUGCCUGAAAAAUUGCAAAUUGUCAAGCCCCUUGAAGGUUCACAAACUCUGCACCAAUGGCAGCAGCUUGCUCAACCAAAUUUAGGAACCAUUCUUGACCCACGACCAGGUGUCAUCACUAAAGGCUUUACCCAGUUGCCCAAGGAUGCCAUCUAUCACCUCUCAGAUUUAGAAGAAGAUGAAGAGGAAGGUAUCACUUUUCAGGUUCAGCAACCUCUUCAAGUGGAACAGAAAUCAUCAAUAUCCCAGCCAGUCACAGGAAUUUUCUUGCCGCCCAUGACUUCAGCUGGUGGUCCAGUUACAGCUGCAACCUCAAACCCAGGAAAGUGUCUCUCCUGCACAAACUCAACAUUCACCUUCACCACCUGUAGAAUAUUACAUCCUUCUGAUAUUACUCAGGUUACCCCCAGCUCUGACUUCACUUCAUUAUCCUGUGGAAGUAGUGGUAGCAGUUCGUCAAACACAGCAGUGAAUUCUCCUGCUGUGUCCUAUAGGCUCAGCAUUGGUGAAUCCAUCACCAACCGACGAGAUUCCACCAUAACCUUCAGCGGCACCAUGAGCUUGGCUGAACUUCUACAAAAGCGAGGCAUCUCUGCUAAAGCAUACCACAGCCCAGUUUCAGAGGACCCCCUCCUCCAGCCUCUCCCUAGAGGCCUGGCUAUCCCUUCCACGCCACCAAAUUCACCGUCUCACUCACCUUGCCCUUCUCCUUUGCCCGUUGAGCCUCGAGUGCAUCUCUCUGAAAAUUUUUUGGCCUCCCGACCAGCUGAAACAUUCCUCCAGGAGAUGUAUGGCUUGAGACCAUCCCGAAACCCUCCUGAUGUUGGCCAGUUGAAGAUGAACUUAGUGGACAGGCUGAAAAGACUGGGGAUAGCCAGAGUGGUCAAGACCCCUGCAGCCCAGGAAAAUGGAAGAAGCCAAGAGGCAGAAAAUGGUCUUGAAAGACCAAACUCUGCUGUCUAUUUAAAUUCAGGUAGCAAUUUAUUGAGUGGACUGAGGAGGAAUCAGAGUCUUCCAGUCAUUAUGGGUAGCUUUGGCACCCCAGUUUGCACAUCAUCACCCAAAAUGGAUAUCCUGAAGGAAUACUGAGGUUCAGAAGUUGACUGACCUCUUACACAAGUUAGCACAUGAAGGAAAGAUUUGCACUGAUACAUGUAGUCUUGUCUGAGAGAAAAGGAAUGUUGCAGAAGGGUUGUGAAUGUGGGAAGGGGAAAGUGGAAGAACGGAAACAGAAUUGGCAUGAGGUCUGUCUGAUAAAUUGAAAGUAUAAAUGGAUAGGUCAUGAGUGUUUGGAAGCAGAGAAAGAAGAAAUGUUUAAUGUGGUCCUCCAGUUGGUAUUUCUUGUCUUGAAAAUAAAAAGUGACUAGAAAAUAAAUUCAGUAAUAUUGGAACAUACCAGAAAUACUGAACUUGCUAGCACAUUUACUUCUGGUGAGCAUAAGCAGGGAGGACCCAGGUUAGGA